Messenger RNA from Aspergillus ruber CBS 135680, 951 nucleotides. RefSeq lists its product as uncharacterized. Lineage: Eukaryota; Fungi; Ascomycota; Eurotiomycetes; Eurotiales; Aspergillaceae. The record is from RefSeq and is a predicted model, not a curated record. The transcript has 6 exons. The coding region runs from base 1 to 951 and encodes 316 amino acids.
AUGAGAGAAAGCCCAGCUGUCGUCAAUGAACACGUCGAGGAUUGGACUUGGCUGGGGCCUGGUGACAGUGGGCCGGGCUUGAGGGGCAAUAUUAACACUACAAGACGUCGAUUCCAGCAACGGCGCCUCCUCCCUGUUGCGACGAUGGACCACUUAAACGAUGCACAGUUGGAUGCUGCUCUAUGUGACGUUGAACAAAGUGAAACUGGAGCUCAUACGUAUCCCAGCGGCCCUUUUUCCGUCUUUCGCAUCGACCGUGAGCCAAACAAAGGACUGGAGGAUCUGGAUAAUUAUUUUUUCUCUGACAACCCGGGCUCGAACAGACAUAGUUUGUUAGAUCCAAUUCCCGACAGUCUGUCUGUUUCAUGUCUGGAAUUGGAAUUCGAAUUUGGGACAGUUUCUUCGGAGAAUAUAGGAGAUGGUAAUGGCUGUCAUCCCAAGAAGAACAUGUCCCAGUCACUGCCAACCGGUGCGCAACGGUCGGGUGGUUUGGUCAUAGAGAAUGGAUUGAACAAGAAGCCAGGGACAGAACUAGAAGCGUCUGUGGAGCAGAACCUCGCAAUAGAGGACCAAUGCAAUGCCGCCAACUGCUGGGCAAGAAUAGCGUUCAAUCACUUCAAUCACCGUCUCCAGGCAGUCAAGUACCUCCGCGAGUCAGCCGGUACCCGUGACGUUGCAUCGACAAAUGCCGAAUACAAAGAACAUUUGGCGGCAAUGCUGUCUAUGGUUACCGUUGAUGUUAUUUCUGGAGACACGAGGACAUGCGGGAUUUAUUCAGAUGGAUGUGAGAGUCUGAUUGUCACUUAUAUGAACCACCCAUCCAAAAACAAAAAGAGCUCUCAUACUGUCCGUGCCUUGCAUCGCAUCUUUUUCUUUCUUCGUCCUAUGCAGAAGGGACAUUGCCAAUUGACGAGCACUGUGAAGAGCCCGCCAAUUCCUCCUGUGAACUAA